Molecule: messenger RNA, 1098 nt
Organism: Emys orbicularis (European pond turtle)
Lineage: Eukaryota; Metazoa; Chordata; Testudines; Emydidae
Gene: ZAR1
Product: zygote arrest 1
Exons: 4
Coding region: 1-1098 (365 amino acids)
Biological process (GO): translation
Cellular component (GO): cytoplasm
Source: RefSeq, a predicted model, not a curated record
AUGGCGGACGAGGCCAUGGAUAGUUACCUGUACUCAGCCUACACCCCCUACUCCUAUCGCUACCAGCCGCCCAAGGGCAAAGGACCCCCGGGCGCCUGGCGGCAGCGGGGCACCUACUUCUCGAGCUAUGGGGACACGGCGGCGGCGGCCGCGGCCGAGUACUUCGAUAACUACCAGCGGGCGCAGCUGAAGGCGAUCCUGUCCCAGGUGAACCCCAGCCUGACGCCGCGGCUCCGCAAGGCCAACACCAAGGAGGUAGGGGUGCAGGUGAACCCGCGGCAGGACGCCUCGGUGCAGUGCUCGCUGGGGCCCCGCACCCUGCUGCUGCGGCGGCGGCCGGCCCCUGGGCUGCCCUCGCUGCGGCCCCGAGAGCAGGAGCAGGGCAGCCCCGCCACCGCCAGCGGCCGGCCCGUGCGCUUCCCCAGGACCAUCGCCGUGUACUCGCCCAUGGCGUCCCGCAGACUCACCACCUUCCUGGAGGAGCCGGAGCCCGAGGACCCGGGGCAGGAGGCGGCCGAGGAGGAGCCGGAGGAGGCGGCCGCCGAGGAAGAGGAUCAGCAGAGCACUGAGGCGGCCGCCGUGCGGGCCAGCUGGGAGCAGCCCCCCGGGAGCAGCGCGGAGCCGCAGGACCCGCGGCCGCCCCAGCAGCAGGAGGUGGUGGUAGAGGAGGAGGCAGCUGCCCCGCGGCAGGAAGGCCCGGUGGAGGCCCCCGAGCCCCAGGCCGGGCAGCCCCAGGCCGCAGCCCCUCAGGAGCCGGGGCAGGGCAAGACCCGCCUGCGCUUCCAGUUUCUGGAGCAGAAGUACGGCUACUACCACUGCAAGGACUGCAACAUCCGUUGGGAGAGCGCCUACGUGUGGUGUGUGCAGGGCACCAACAAGGUCUACUUCAGGCAGUUCUGCCGGACAUGUCAGAAAUCCUAUAACCCCUACCGCGUGGAGGACAUCACCUGCCAGAGCUGUAAGCAGACCAGAUGCACCUGCCCUGUGAAAGUGCGCCAUGUGGACCCCAAGAGACCCCAUCGUCAAGAUCUCUGUGGGAGAUGCAAAGGCAAACGUCUUUCCUGUGAUAGUACAUUUAGUUUCAAAUAUAUUAUUUGA